GUGUUUACCAAACAGGCUGUGAAUUUCGUGAUGUUUCUUUCUGUCAUCCGGCCGUUGGAUAUUUCGCCGCACAUCCAAAUCCGCCGCCGUCACGCUCGCGCUCUCACCCGGCGGCGCCAUGCUCCUCGCCAACCUCCUCCCGCCGCCGCGCUGCCCGCUGGCCUCCCGCACCCGCUGCCAGGCCCCGGCCCGCCACCACCAGCCCGCCGCCUCCUCCUCCCGCGGCCUCCUCCUCCGCGGCGCGGGCUCCCCCGUCGUCAAGCGCCUGCCCGCCGGCGACUGGCUCCUCUGGUACCACUCCGACACGCGCAUCUCCCUCGCCACCUCCCCCGACGGCCUGCGCUGGAGCGCGCCCGUGGCGCCCGACCCGCUGCUGCCCUCCGCCGACUGGUGGGUCUUCGACACCGCCGCCGUCCGCCCGGGCGACGUGCUCGUCAUCUCCGGCCCCGACGCGCCGGCGUCGUCCCGCCGCCCCCCGCCCUCCUCCUCCUCCGCCGUGUACUGGCUCUACUACACCGGCUCCAACGACGCGCGCCUCGCGUCGUCCCCGUUCCCCGCCGCGGACGUCGCCGCGCUGCCCGGCCUCGCCAUCAGCCAGGACGGCCGCCACUGGGCGCGCAUCGAGGGGGCCCACCACACCGGCGCGCUGCUCGGGGUCGGGGAGGACCACCCCCAGGGCUGGGAGAAGCGCUGCGCGGCGGCCCCCAAGGUGGUGAUGCACGCCGACGGGGACCUCCGGAUGUACUACCACUCGUUCGACGAAAUGUCCCAGAGGCACGCGGUCGGGGUGGCCAGGUCCAGGGACGGCAUCCGGUGGGAGAGGGUGGGGAAGGUGCUCGAGGGAGGCGGGCCUGGAUCGUUCGAUGAAGGCGGUGUGCGGCAGGGGCAUGUCGUCCGUGACCGCGCCGCCGGUCGGUACAUGAUGGCGUACGAGGGUUUGGACGGCAAUGGCGGGGUGAGCAUUGGGUUGGCCGUGUCGGAGGACGGGCUGCGAGGCUGGAGGCGGUGCAGUGAAUCACCAGCGCUGCGCCCGUCGGAGGAUGAUGAUGAGUGGGACGUCGCUGGGGUCGGCGCCCCGUGCCUGGUGCAAAUGGAUGGGCCGUAUGAUUGGAGACUCUAUUACAUGGGCGUAGGGAAGGAUGGUGAGGCUGCUAUCGGGAUGGCAUAUUCAGAGGGUCAGGGUCUUCCGAGGUUCAACAAGUGUGAUGCUCUUCUCAUGUAAGGACACCAGCGUCAGUUCUCACUAAUCAAUUGUUCCUCCAGGUAUGCAUAUCACUUUUUCACAACUUACAUAUUACAGUAGAAGAGGUUAUGGACAAUGAUAUUCUGCAAAUAAGAUGUCUGCUGAAAAAGUGACUGUUUUGUAAGGACCUUUAUGCACAGUCAUAUCAAGGUUAUGCAUAAUAUUAUGGCAGUCUGUCUGAGAGUAGAUUUUUAAGUGCCUUAUGUGCCAUCCGUACUAAUAUCCUGCAGUGCAUGUCUUUAUAAUAGAUGUAUUUGAGAAGAGGUAUUUGCAUUGGAAUCACAUGUACUUUUCCAAACCCAUAGGAUUACUAUAUUUUGAAAAAUCACUUUAUCUGUAUGGUUGCAAAUCUACUAGUUGUAGUUAUUGUUGGUAUGUAAUCCUGUGCUGGAAAUUUCAACAGUCCAGGACCCUCUAAAUUUAAUGAAAAUAAUUUCCACCUAUGCCUGCAAUCUUUAAGCUGAUUGCAAAUUAAUGCCACCUAUCAAAUCGCCAUAGCUUCAAAGAAGCAGACUAGCAGUGUCUGAUUUCAUGAUUUGUGUUAUUUAGCAAUUUCAUCGUGAUAACAGUUGUUAAUUGGCCUUUAUUUGAAACUGCAGUUAAAUCUCUAGCUAUAUGCCACUGAAACAAUGUGAACUUAUUCAUUGUUCCAUUGACAAGUUUGGUUCAGGCCAACAUGUUAGUCAGACAGUGAGUGACACAGAAGGGACGCGGUAAACAACAGCUUCCCAGCAGAUCGUCCAAGCUUUCCUUCACAGGAAGCAACCAAGGUGAUAAACAAGAUGGUACAAUCUUCCACUGGCACGAGAG
Messenger RNA from Triticum aestivum (bread wheat), 2053 nucleotides. RefSeq lists its product as uncharacterized. The transcript is spliced from 2 exons. The coding region runs from base 119 to 1222 and encodes 367 amino acids. Lineage: Eukaryota; Viridiplantae; Streptophyta; Magnoliopsida; Poales; Poaceae. The record is from RefSeq and is a predicted model, not a curated record.